Molecule: messenger RNA, 2103 nt
Organism: Melanotaenia boesemani (Boeseman's rainbowfish)
Lineage: Eukaryota; Metazoa; Chordata; Actinopteri; Atheriniformes; Melanotaeniidae
Product: cytochrome P450 2J4-like
Exons: 9
Coding region: 58-1554 (498 amino acids)
Biological process (GO): xenobiotic metabolic process
Cellular component (GO): intracellular membrane-bounded organelle; cytoplasm
Molecular function (GO): heme binding; oxidoreductase activity, acting on paired donors, with incorporation or reduction of molecular oxygen, reduced flavin or flavoprotein as one donor, and incorporation of one atom of oxygen; iron ion binding
Source: RefSeq, a predicted model, not a curated record
ACACAGUUACACAGUUUUCCUAACUGACCUGUUCAGUGUCGAAGGUAAAGCGGAGAAAUGGAGGCGAUAUACAGCAUUCUCGGCUUAGAGUGGAUAGACAGCAGGAGUAUUUUGAUAUUUGUCUUUGUGUUUCUGCUUUUGAGCGACAUCUUAAAGAACAGAAAACCGAAAAACUUUCCUCCUGGUCCGCGGGCUCUUCCUUUUAUCGGAGAUCUUCACCGCAUCCAACCUGCGAGGUUUCACCUACAGUUCAGCGAGUUUGCAGAGAAAUAUGGAAACAUAUUUAGCCUUAAUCUCUUUGGUGAAAGGGCUGUUGUCCUCAAUGGCUACAAACAUGUGAAAGAGGCCCUGAUCGAACGAGGAGAUGACUUCACAGAUCGCCCCAUUAUUCCGAUGUUUGCAGACUUUGUUGGAAAUAAAGGUCUUGUGUUAUCAAAUGGUUAUUUGUGGAAGCAGCAGAGAAGAUUUGCUCUUCACACGCUGAAAAACUUUGGUCUGGGGAAGAAAACCAUGGAGCAAUGCAUCCAGCAGGAGUGCAGAUAUCUCUCAGAGGCUUUUGCAGAUCAACAAGGAAAACCUUUUAAUGGUCAGCCACUGAUAAUAAAUGCUGUCUCCAACAUCAUCUGCUGUUUGGUGUUUGGGAAUCGAUUUGAGUACAACGAUAAGCAGUACCAGACUAUUCUUCAGCACUUCAAAGACGUUGUGGAAUUACAGGGAGGUUUUUCAUUACAGAUUUACAACACAAUGCCUCGGCUGAUGAAGUGGCUGCCUGGACCUCAUCAGAGAUUUUUCGCUCUGUUACAAAAGGUUGCCGACUUUGUAGAACUCAGGGUCAAAGAACACAAAGAAAACCUGGACCCCUCAUCUCCAAGAGACUACAUCGACUCCUUCCUCAUUGAGAUGAAAGAAGAGGGGGACAAAGAGUCUGGUUUCGACCUUACAAAUUUGACUUUUUGUACCAUGGACCUGUUUGGGGCUGGAACUGAAACAACAACAACGACUUUACACUGGGGGCUGCUAUACAUGAUGUACUAUCCUGACAUACAAGGGAGAGUCCAGGCUGAGAUAGAUGCUGUGGUUGGUUCAUCUAGACAGGUGUCCAUGUCUGACAGACAAAACAUGCCCUACACUGAUGCUGUCGUUCAUGAGAUUCAGAGAAUGGGCAACAUUAUCCCUCUGAAUGUAGUUCGCAUGGCAAGCAAGGACACAGUCCUGGACAAUUACUCAAUCCCAAAGGGUACGAUGAUAAUACCUACACUUCAUUCGGUCCUACAUGAUGAGUCGAUGUGGGAGACUCCGCACUCCUUCAACCCUCAACACUUUCUGGACCAGGAUGGUAAUUUCAGGAAGAGAGAGGCCUUCAUUCCUUUUUCUGCAGGUAAACGCGUUUGUCUUGGAGAACAGCUGGCCAAGAUGGAGUUAUUCCUCUUUUUCACCUCCCUCCUUCAGAGGUUUUCAUUCUCUGCACCACAAGGCGAUCAGCUCAGUCUGGAGUUCAAGUUGGGAGGGACUCGCUGUCCCAAACCUUACCGCCUCUGUGCUGUACCACGUUAAAUCUUCAACCGUAUCAAACCAAGAACAAUGUACCCCAGUCUUCCAGCAACUUAACAUGAAUCACAUGCAUGUGCUAAAUAAAUGACAAGUAACAAUGACUCAGCAUUUAUUUAACUGUUUUAAUGUGAUAACAGGACAUGAUAUCUGUUGUUAUAACAAAAGUUUAGCUUAGUAAACUGAAUACUUCAUUCAGGUACUGUAAAUUUAAUCAAAUUUUUGCAGUGUGUGUUCAAAAACGACCAGUUUUCAAGGCUUUCAGAAUAAAUAAUACAUAUAUAAUGUAAAUCGAUCAAUUUCAAUAAGUGUAACAUUUUAAAUGUAAAGACACAUUUAACUCAACAGAUUUCCUUGAACAAAAACAUAAAGAAAUUUAAUCUUCUAAUGAAUUUUUUUUUUUUGUAAAUAAAUUCUUAACUACUUUCAUGGAGCCUAUGGUAGCUGCUAUCAAGCCAAGGAAUGUUAGACCUUGGACAGGUUGCAUCACAGGGCCAACACAGAUGCAAACAAGGCAAAUAACAACUCUCUUCGUAUUCGGUUUAGAGUCACCAG